AUGGCUUUCUCAUCCUCGUCGACCACGUCUGUGAUCGAGAUGGAGCCAAUUCGGCUGGCACCGUCUCCAAAGACAUUAGGACUUGCCUCUUCACCGCUUCCUACAGAAUUGAUGCGCCAUCACGAGUCGACAGCGGCGGCAGCAACAUCAGCAACGGCACCAACUGACGACGAUGAACUUCCUCCGCCUAGUAUUGCGACCAGUAUGGUACAGCGCUGGAACUACCCCCGUAGAAACGUUCCAAAGGUUGCAGCAUGUUUUUGGAGCUUUGUUGUAAUGGGCGCCAAUGAUGCCGCAUACGGUGCAUUAAUUCACUAUAUCGAGGGUUACUACAACUUGACUUACCUGAUUGUUUCAAUGAUCUUCCUUUCGCCAUUCGUCGGUUACACCUCUUCGGCCGUGAUGAAUAACUGGAUUCACCACAAAUUUGGUCAAAGAGGCAUCGCUGUCAUUGCUCCCAUCUCCCAUCUAAUCGCCUACCUGAUUAUCGCCUUGCACCCUCCCUAUCCAGUGCUGGUCGUGGCCUUCAUGAUUGCUGGAUACGGCAAUGGCCUCGCCGACGCUGCAUGGAAUGCUUGGAUUGGUGCCAUGGCCAACGCAAACGAGAUAUUGGGCUUCCUACAUGGUCUUUAUGGCUUCGGUGCCGUAAUAAGCCCUUUGGUUGCUACGAGUAUGGUGACCAAGGCCAAUCUAGAAUGGUAUACGUUCUACUAUGUGAUGGUAUCUCUCGCCUGCCUAGAGCUCGUCACUUCGAUAGCUGCAUUCUGGAAGGACAAUGCCGCCAUGUAUAAAGAGUCCAUCACUAGCCACUCGGGUGAAACUCAGAAGGGAUCGCUGCGGGAUGCACUGAUGAAGCAGCCUUCAGCACGCGUCACCUGGCUCUGCGCCUUGUUCCUUCUUGGCUAUGUUGGCGUUGAAGUUGCUCUAGGAGGGUGGAUUGUAGUUUUCAUGAUCCAGGUCCGACACGGUGAAGAGUUUGCCUCUGGUAUGACGGCCACGGGAUUCUGGCUCGGCCUCGCCAUCGGGCGCUUGAUUCUCGGCUUCGUGACCCCGAGGAUAGGAGAGAAGCUGGCCAUCACUAUAUAUCUUCCCAUUGCCAUGGGACUGGAACUUCUCUUCUGGUUAGUUCCCCAGUUCGUUGUAUCGGCAGUAGCAGUUGCACUCCAAGGGUUCUUCCUGGGCCCCCUUUUUCCGGCCGUUAUCGUAGCCAUGUCCAAGCUGCUCCCACGACAUCUGCACGUCGGCGCCAUUGGGUUCGCGGCUGCGUUUGGUGGGAGCGGCGCGGCCGUGCUGCCUUUUGCCGUCGGCGCCAUUGCCCAGGCCAAGGGUGUGCAAGUCCUGCAGCCCAUCAUUCUGGCACUUCUCGGCGUCAUUCUCAUUCUUUGGUUGGGUCUGCCGCGUUUCGGAAAGAAGAAGGAGUAA
Molecule: messenger RNA, 1422 nt
Organism: Pestalotiopsis fici W106-1
Lineage: Eukaryota; Fungi; Ascomycota; Sordariomycetes; Amphisphaeriales; Sporocadaceae
Exons: 8
Coding region: 1-1422 (473 amino acids)
Biological process (GO): transmembrane transport
Cellular component (GO): membrane
Molecular function (GO): transmembrane transporter activity
Source: RefSeq, a predicted model, not a curated record